UCUCUUCCUUUAAUCCGGCACAUUGCGUGCAAACGUUGCUUGCCCAAGGCCAACAGCAUUAUAAAAGACCCCACACAUCUCCAUCAUGGACUGUUCACCCUGCUGCCCUCGGGCAAAAAGGUAUCGUAGUAUAAUGAGCAGAACGGCCAGGUUUUGCAACAGCUUCUUCCCCCAAGCCUUCAGACUCUUGAAUUCCAUAUAAUGUGCCGCCACUAUUAUCUAUUUUAUCUUUUUAUCUAUUUUAUCCUUUUGGCAUUUUAUGUUGCACGGUGAGCCAGAUGCAACGAAACUUCGUUCAGACUUGCAUUUAUUGGUGUAUUUUUGAAUGACAAUAAAGUCUUUGAUUGAUUGAUUGAUGAUAAACCUUACCUGGUGCAAAUAUCUGUAUCUGUGAUCACAAAAUGACCACAAAUGCAGACGAGUCACAUUUUUUUGCUGAAUACACACACAGCAAACACUCAUUCUUUCCUAUUUUGGUCUAAGACAGUGGUUCUUAAUCUGGUGGUCGUGACCCCCAUGGGGGUCGUUUGGGGGGUUUCUGGGGGUAAUGAAGGGGUCAUAAAUAACAUAUCAAUUUGUUGAGUCCAUUUUUAGGAAUCUAACAAAGGUACAUACCACACACGGUAUUUUGUUCACGUAUGCACGUACGUAUAUGCACACAAACUGUGUGUUGUGAGCCGUGUCUGCCAAGAAGCGCACAUACAGUGAAGCAUUUCUCAAGUUCGGCUUCACAAGCAUUGUUCAAAAAUCCGUGGUCAAACCGCAAUGUGUUAUCUGUGCCAAGGUUUUGAGCCACAAGAGCAUGAAGCCCAGCAAGCUGAAGAUCCAUUUGGAGUCUUGCCACAGCGACCUGGCAGGGAAGGGCAUGGACUAUUUCAAACAAAAAGAAGCCGCACUCAAGAGUUCCCGCAUUGAUUCAACGGGUCACUGCGCUCGUCAAAAUGAAGCAGCGUUGGAGGCUUCAUACCGGAUUGCUUAUCGAAUCGCACAGGCUACAAAACCUCACAUCAUCGGUGAAGAGCUUAUUAAGCCAUGGUCAAAGCAGCGAAGUUGGUGCUGGGGGAACAGCAGUCAAACAAAUUCAGGCAGAUUUCCCUUUCGAAUGACACAGUCUAAAGUUAAAUCUCGGAUAUGAGUAAUGAUAUUCUGCUGCAAGUGGUGAGCGCUGUGAAAUGCAUUCCAGUGUAUUCACUGCAACUGGACGAGUCAACAGAUGUUGCCUCUUGUUCCCAACUGCCAGUCUACGUUUGUUACCUCGAUGGAGAAGCCAUGAAGGAGGAGUACCUGUUCUCGGAGCCAUUGGCCACUACCACUCGGGGAGAAGAUGUGAUCAGAAUGCUGGAAGCCUUCCUCAUCAAACAUGAGCUUGGCUGGGAACGUUUUGUCGGGGUGUGUACAGAUGGGGCACCUUCCAUGGUCGGAUGCAGAUCCGGCUUCAAAGCCUUCGUGAAGGAUGUCACUCCCCAUGUCUCCUUCACCCACCACAUGAUACAUCGCCAUGCUUUAGCGAUGAAGACUCUCCCUCAUGGUCUUCGGGAAGUGCUUUCAGAUGUGGUGAAGAUUGUGAACCACAUCCGAGGGAGCGCAACAAACUCAAGAAUCUUCAAAGUGAUGUGUGAAGAAAUGGGCGCCGAUUUUACUGUUCUGAUAUUCCACACAGAGGUGCGCUGGCUUUCGCGUGGUAAAGUUCUCAAUCGUGUGAUUCAACUUCGAGAGGAAAUAGCGCUGUUCUUGGAGAGAGGGUGUGCUGAGAAGGAGAAUCAGCUUCAUGAAAAGAUGCCAGAUGAACUGUUCGUGAUGAUGGUUGCUUCCUUGGCUGAUUUAUUUGCCGAGGUGAAUUCCUUGAACAUGUCACUUCAAGAAAACCUCCCAAUUCUACACACGACUCGUGACAAAGUGGCAGCGUUCAGAAGGAAGAUUCACCUUUACCAGAGAAGAGUCCAGGACGGUGACACGACCAUCUUCCGUGAGAUGACGACUCUCCUGGAUGCUACGCCAGAUGCUGAAUGCCAGUUCUACAAGGAGAUCUCAACCCACCUUCUGGCAAUUAGUGAAGCCAUCGAAUGUUACUUCCCCGGACUGGACGACUGCUCUCGUGAUGAGUGGAUCAUCCAACACUUUUCCAUUCAAGACGGUGCCAUCAGUGAUACUGAGAUAGCUGCGAAGGUUGAAUUUUACCGAAUUCGUGAAGAUGCGCAGCUCAAGAGUGACUUCAUGGAACCAGAGCACGGCAGGUAUAUUGGCAUAUUUUAAAACAUUCAGAUAGGUACAUGGGUAGCUAGGGUUUUGAGGGAUUUGGGACAAACUCAAGCAAGUAGGAUUAUCUUAAUUAUAAAUCUGGUUGUAUGGACAAGUUGGGUUUAAGGGCCUGUUUCCAGGCUUUAUGACUCUACCUCACUGACAGUUUGCGGCUGCAAUGUGCGCUGCUUGCUGUCAGCUGAGUUGGAUGAGCAUAGGACCUGUUACAGCUUAUUUGAUGAACGCACUAUACUGCUCAGCAGCACUCAUGAGCACUGAUGAUAUCACUUCAUUGCUUUCACAGGUCUCAUUAUUUCAUACCUAUCCCAAAAAGGCACAACUGGGAAGUGCCGUCAGGCUUUUUAUGUUAAUCAUCUGGGAGGAAGUGGGAGUUUGACUUUUUUUAAAAAAAGUUUUAGAAAAUUAGGACUUUUGAAAAAGAGAAAUCUCGAAUGAAAACUGAUGCAUAGUUCACGUUUCUCUGUCCACAAAUGCUGCUUUACCCACUGAGUAUUUACCCACUUGCUGUUUUUACUUUGUUCAACAUUUACUUGUUUGUUCAAAAUAUUUCAGAUAUUUGUUGGUGGAUAUUUUUGGGCAAACAAAAUGGAAAUGUUUACCAAACUUGCAACCUGCCACUCCAAGGGUCUCACACUGAACCGGGGAUGCACGUCUUCCUGGGCUAUCACUUAGCCAGAAUUCUUCUGCUAUUCAGUUGCACAAAUCUUUUUUGGCGUGAGCUGGAUCACUGAAUGGCAGUUCCUGCUCGAUGACACAAAAGCUGGGCGAUUCUAUCUGCUAGUGAUGCAGUGGGGGGCGGACUUCAUCAUGGGCAAUGGAAAAUAGUCUGCUCUUUUGGCGAUUUUCCAAAUGCAAACAGAGUACCAGUAUUUAUGCCCAGGACUGCCAGUUGAUGGAUCCAAGGUACCUUAUUAUUCAGUUUUUUACACCAAUACACUGUUCUUAACAAAAGUCUACCCAUCAUGUGAAACCGGCUAAGUAACAGAUAUAAAUUAGAUGACUUCAAGACCGAAAGUCAAAACGUUUUUUCAUGACAGACAAAUUUUCAUAGUUUUACCACCAAUUUGGACACCAAAAAUGUGACAUUAAAAACUCUGCCACAUUUCAUAUGGCCCCUCAUACAUAUACAUUUUGAUUUGAUCUUGGGAAAUAUCUUCAUCAAAGCAGGAGAAAAAUACAGUAACAUGUCUGGUAUUCAGCCUAGCAAAGAUCCGGUAACGGUCGUUGUGCUUGCCGUCCAUUCUCACAACGACCUUUAUCGGGGUCGGUACCUCCGUAAGUUAAAUCAUGGAGGCUCCAAACCUCUAAUGCUUUUCAAAAACCCAACGAGGUAUCCUAUGGUAGUAGCGAUUUUUGGGAGAAUUAAUUUUUAAUUUUUUUUUUCCAAUUUAAUAUAGCAAAAACAUCGUGGUGUCAAAAGCGGUACCACCGUUUACGAUAUAUUUUCCGACUUUUUUAAAUCAAUUAAAAAAUUGUGGACAUAAAUUGGUAAUCAAAACUAAAGGAACUGAGCCAAUCUUCAAUUUGGCAACACAGUCUAUUGGCUAUCUUUCGUAUAGACCAAGUCUUUAACUUCAUUCCUUCGUGUCAACUUCGGGAAGCUCCGCAAUGACCAUUACGGAGACAUUUUACUUACUAAAAAAACAGCCAAAAUCAAACGUUCUGACGAAUCAUCGGCCAUCGAUAGCUCAAAUCCAUAAGGUAAUGUACCGCUUAGGUCACAUUGGUGAAAACGUUUGGUUUUUGCUAAUAAUGUAACAUUCGUUUUCUGGGACACCAAACCUUUUAAUGUCCACUGCAACGUACGUUUGUGUGUAUGAUGUGUAACGCGCGUUGCGGUGUCCACUAAGAUGGAUGCAGUAUUCUACUACAUGAUCAGGUGAAUGAAGUGGAAAUGGUGCUUGCAACUUUAUUGUUCCAUGUGGUAUUCAUAAACAUAGAAAGGAAUAAGAAAUAGUUGUACAUCAAUCUAUGAAAGUAAGCAUGCAGGUGCAGCAGGUAGUGAAGAAAGCGAAUGGCAUGUUGGCCUUUAUAACAAGAAGAAUCGAAUAUAGGAGCAAAGAGGUCCUUCUGCAGUUGUACAGAACCCUAGUGAGACCACAACUGGAGUAUUGUGUGCAGUUUUGGUCCCCUAAUUUGAGGAAGGACAUUCUAGCUAUUGAGGGAGUACGGCGUAGGUUUACAAGGUUAAUUCCCGGGAUGGCGGGACUGUCAUAUGCUGAGAGAAUGGAGCAGCUGGGCUUGUACACUCUGGAGUUUAGAAGGAUGAGAGGCGAUCUCAUUGAAACAUAUAAGAUUGUUAAGGGCUUGGACACACUAGAGGCAGGAAACAUGUUCCCGAUGUUGGGGGAGUCCAGAACCAGGGGCCACAGUUUAAGAAUAAGGAGUAAGCCAUUUAGAACGGAGACGAGGAAACACUUUUUCUCACAGUGAGUGGCGAAUCUGUGGAAUUCUCUGCCUCAGAGGACGAUGGAGGCAGGUUCUCUGGAUGCUUUCAAGAGAGAGCUAGAUAGGGCUCUUAAAAAUAGCGGAGUCAGGGGAUAAUGGGAGAAGGCAGGAACGGGGUACUGAUUGGGGAUGAUCAGCCACGAUCACAUUGAAUGGCAGUGCUGGCACAAAGGGCCAACUAGUUCAGAUUCAGAUUCACAUUUAUUUUCACAUACACCAAUUAAGGUACAGUGAUAUUUGAGUUACCAUGCAGCCAUACAAUUACAAAAAACACCACAAUUAAAAAGAACGAUAGAACUUUGACAUAAACAUCCACCACAGUGAUCACUGUGAUGGAAGGCAAUAAAGUUUAGUCAGUAUUCCUCCUUUUGUUCACCUCCUUUUGGGGCCUUGACCCUCCGCAGCCGACGCUAUGGACGGCCCGAUGUACAGGCCCUCUCGUCGGGAUGAUCGAAGCUCCGACGUCGGGAUGGAUGGAACACACUCCGUGGCUUGGAGUGUCCAAAUUGGCCACUUUCUUACUGGAGAUCACGGCUUCUCGAUGUUAUAGUCCGCAGGCAGGCCAACGGUCGGAGCUCUUCUCCGGCGGCCCCCGGCAAGGGAUCCCUGGCUCCGGGAUGGUAAAGUCCGCUCCACGCCUGCUGCUAGAAGCUCCGCAGGCCGUGGCUUCACGGUGUUGAAGUCAGCAGGCCGGCGGUCAGAGCCUUUCUUCUGGCUCCACGAUGUUAAAGUCCACGCCGUGCCUGCUGCUGAUAACAAGAUUCAAGAUUCAAUUUAAUUGUCAUUUGGACCCCUUGAGGUCCAAACGAAAUGCCGUUUCUGCAGCCAUACAUUAUACAAUGUAACAGAUAGUACAGAACAUUGUUCUCAGCAUUGUAGCACAUUUUAGCGCAUCACCGUAGUAGAGGUGAAUCAGACAGUACCCUAGCUUAUGGUCGGACCAUUCAGAAACCUGAUAACAGGGGAAUCAGCUGUUCCUGAGUCGGGUGUUGUGCACUUUCAAGCUUCUGUACCUUCUUCUGGACGGGAGCAGGGAGGCGCGAUGGGACAUGUCCCUGAUUAUGAUGGCUGCUCAUCCAAGGCAGUGUGAAGUGUACAUGGGGUCAUUGGUGGGAGUCUGGUCUGUCUGUAUAUUGACAACUCAUGAGGCCCUGCCUUGAGGUUAUCCGGCUGUCGACCAUUUCUAUGAAUAUGUGUAGAAAGGAACUGCAAAUGCUGGUUUACACCAAAGAUAGACACAAAAUGCAGAGUAACUCAGCGGGACAGGCAGCAUCUCUGGAGAGAAGGAAUGGGUGACAUAUUGGGUUGAAACACUUCUUCAGAUCCGACCCGGGUCUGAACCAGCAACUUAAACUAUUAAAGCAUUAAACCAGCAUCUGCAGUUUCUUCCUACACAAGGAACUGCCGAUGGUGGUUUACACCAAAGAUAGACACAAAAUGCUUGUGUAACUCAGCGGGACAGGCAGCAUCUCUGGAGAGAAGGAAUGGGUGACUUUUCGGGUCGAGACUAUUCUUCAGAAGAAGGUUCUCGACCCGAAACGUCACCCAUUCCUUUUCUCCAGAGAAGCUGCUUGUCCCGCUGAGUUAUUCCUGCAUUUUAUGUCAGUGAAUAUGAUUUAUUGCUCUAUUUGAUGCCAUAUGAUCUAUUUGAUGCCAUUUACAAAUUA
Leucoraja erinaceus (little skate) is the source of this 6374-nucleotide messenger RNA. RefSeq names its product protein FAM200C-like. Bases 1132 to 2253 code for a protein of 373 amino acids. NCBI's taxonomy places the organism in Eukaryota, Metazoa, Chordata, Chondrichthyes, Rajiformes, Rajidae. The transcript has a single exon. The record is from RefSeq and is a predicted model, not a curated record.